Molecule: messenger RNA, 3171 nt
Organism: Sinocyclocheilus grahami
Lineage: Eukaryota; Metazoa; Chordata; Actinopteri; Cypriniformes; Cyprinidae
Product: PWWP domain-containing protein MUM1-like
Exons: 17
Coding region: 462-2525 (687 amino acids)
Source: RefSeq, a predicted model, not a curated record
CUUCUUCUGCAGAUUCAGGGCUUCACACAUGUACUACAUCUCCUCUUCAUGACAAGGAGAUCUCCUCCUGCCACACUAACGGUGAUUGUAGCUUUAUACCAUGCACCCCGAAACGGGGCAGGCCCCGGACCAGGCCUCUCUUCAGCUCCACACCGACCUCAGAUCUCCAACCCCUAUCUCCAAAAAGAGCUAAGAAUAGUUGCACACAACAUAGUCAUCAGAAUGCCAAAGAGUCCAGUCGAGUAAAGACGCCUCCUACAGACGUUACACCAUCUAGACCUCAGAGGCUCGUGGCAGUAGGGAGGCCAAGAGGUCGCAAGAAAAAGAGCGUGGAGGAACAGCUAAUUGUCUCUCCAUCAGUAAAACAAUGCAGGAAGAGUGCAACAUCUGAUCUAGAAUCUCCUCAGGAAAAGCCAGCUGUUGAGACGCCGCCUCCAAAUGAAGCUCACAUUAAAACCCAGAUGCAAGAGCCACAGGAAUCAGGGCUUCACACAUGUACUACAUCUCCUCUUCAUGACAAGGAGAUCUCCUCCUGCCACACUAACGGUGAUUGUAGCUUUAUACCAUGCACCCCGAAACGGGGCAGGCCCCGGACCAGGCCUCUCUUCAGCUCCACACCGACCUCAGAUCUCCAACCCCUAUCUCCAAAAAGAGCUAAGAAUAGUUGCACACAACAUAGUCAUCAGAAUGCCAAAGAGUCCAGUCGAGUAAAGACGCCUCCUACAGACGUUACACCAUCUAGACCUCAGAGGCUCGUGGCAGUAGGGAGGCCAAGAGGUCGCAAGAAAAAGAGCGUGGAGGAACAGCUAAUUGUCUCUCCAUCAGUAAAACAAUGCAGGAAGAGUGCAACAUCUGAUCUAGAAUCUCCUCAGGAAAAGCCAGCUGUUGAGACGCCGCCUCCAAAUGAAGCUCACAUUAAAACCCAGAUGCAAGAGCCACAGGAAUCAGGGCUUCACACAUGUACUACAUCUCCUCUUCAUGACAAGGAGAUCUCCUCCUGCCACACUAACGGUGAUUGUAGCUUUAUACCAUGCACCCCGAAACGGGGCAGGCCCCGGACCAGGCCUCUCUUCAGCUCCACACCGACCUCAGAUCUCCAACCCCUAUCUCCAAAAAGAGCUAAGAAUAGUUGCACACAACAUAGUCAUCAGAAUGCCAAAGAGUCCAGUCGAGUAAAGACGCCUCCUACAGACGUUACACCAUCUAGACCUCAGAGGCUCGUGGCAGUAGGGAGGCCAAGAGGUCGCAAGAAAAAGAGCGUGGAGGAACAGCUAAUUGUCUCUCCAUCAGUAAAACAAUGCAGGAAGAGUGCAACAUCUGAUCUAGAAUCUCCUCAGGAAAAGCCAGCUGUUGAGACGCCGCCUCCAAAUGAAGCUCACAUUAAAACCCAGAUGCAAGAGCCACAGGAAUCAGAUCAAAACAUGUCCUCUGACCUCUCCAUUGAGCCGAAUCUGCAAGAGAAGCCUCAUCCUCUUAACAACUCUCUCUUCAUGGAGGAGGAAGAGGACCUAGACGACGAUGAUGAGGAGCUGCCCAGCUUUUUGCAACAGGACCAUAAAAACCCUUUGUCAAUCUCAAAGGGACUUUGCGUGUGGUGCAAACUGAGGAAAUAUCCCUACUGGCCUGCAGUGGUUAAAAGUGUGAAUUGCAAGAACAAAAAAGCCAGCAUUGUAUUUAUUGAUUGUUACCUAAUCGACCAGAAGAGAAUUAGAAAAGGGUUUUCUGUUUCCCUGCGAACCUUAAAACCUUUUGAUUGUGAAGAAUGUGAACAUUUGGUGGACAUUGCAAAAGAGAAGUAUGGCAAUUCUAUUACCUGGUCUCUGGAACUGAUAUCAGACUAUAGGAUCCGCAUUGGAUGUGGAUCCUUCUCUGGCUCCUUCAUCGAAUACUGUGCUGCUGACAUCAGUUGUCCAGUGCGGAGGAAGUACUCCGAGGGGAAAUCUGUGCUCACCUUCCCCAGUCAGGAGAUUCUGGGCGAGCAGUGUGACGGCUCUGAUAAUAACGCGGAGGACAUCGUCGUGGAAGAGCAAGAUGAGCUUCACUCCAAGAAAGUGCUGCCUGACCGAUCCGAGACUGCACGCAACCGCGCCAACAAGCAGUUGGUUGACUUCAUCAUCAGACGAAAAGUCGAAAACCGCUUAUUGGCAGUCAUUAGUGGUCGUGAGUCCUCUAAAUGGAUGCAAGCCCUCCAGAAGCCUUCUUGCCGAGUGGUUGGUGUCUACCUGGAAGAUGAGGAGCAGGUUGAUGAGGUUUACCACUACCUGAACAAAGUCUGUGAUAGUGCUCCUCAAAUAAACACCUGUCUAGAAAACAUCCAGGCCGACCGGAUCCGCCUUAUUCUUGAUGUGCUUCUGCCUGAGGCCAUAAUCUAUGCCAUCGCUGGAGUCCACAAGCUUUCCCUGGAGAAGGCAGAGGAGAAAUAUCACAGAGGGCCGUGCUUUAGUAACCGAGAAAGACAGGAGUUUGACAUGAUGAUUGAACAGCAGAUGAAGCUCAAGGAAAUCACCCGGCAUCAUAGGCAGUGACGGCCCCUCAAUUAAAAAAAAAAAAAAAGAACUUUUAUGAAUUCUGUUCAUAUUUUUAUAAAUAGGAAUGUUUUCAAUAUAUUUUCUUAUAGUAUAUUAGAAAAUUAAUUGAAUGAUGGUUGAAUUGAAUGAGUGUUCAUGGCAAAAAAGAUUUUGCUGUUGAUUGUAAAUUAAUCUGAUAUUAAAUGUUUAUCAAAUCUCUGAGACUUUAUGAGCUGAAUGGUAUGUCUAUGAUGCUAAAGUCAGCAAAAUAUGGUGCUUUUAAUGUGUGCAGUGCAUAAUAAGUAAAUACCUUGUGCUAAUACAUAAAUACAUAAUUAAAAAAUAAUGUAAUAUUCCUCAGAUUAACUAAAACCCAUGUGGUUGCUACUUGUUUUGAAAAUGUGUGUCCUUGGGUGUUUGUAUCUAACUGAACCCUGUCAAGCUGCAUUUACAAUCUACACGGCUGAUGUCUCUAAAAAGUGUUGCCAUUUUUAGCCACCUCACAUUUCACAGUAAUUUUCUGUGCGUAGCUUUUUCUACAUCGAUAUACGAAAAGAUGCCAAAGUUGUUGCAUUUUACGGCAACUGAAUUCUGGUCUAAUGUACAUAAAUAUUGUAUUCAGGACUUUGCAAUUGAUGUUUAUCAAUAAAUCUUUAUUUUUCAA